This is a messenger RNA of Perognathus longimembris pacificus (Pacific pocket mouse), 3823 nucleotides long. It is a transcript of the gene Rab11fip2, whose product is annotated as RAB11 family interacting protein 2. Bases 149 to 1750 code for a protein of 533 amino acids. The record is from RefSeq and is a predicted model, not a curated record. Gene Ontology annotation, cellular component: endosome; phagocytic cup. Gene Ontology annotation, molecular function: small GTPase binding. Gene Ontology annotation, biological process: regulated exocytosis. NCBI's taxonomy places the organism in Eukaryota, Metazoa, Chordata, Mammalia, Rodentia, Heteromyidae. The transcript has 6 exons.
UUCCCCGGCGCCCACCCCCCAGCCCCCGCCAGCCCGGCUCCCCCCAAGUGCCCUUAGGAUGCGGUGAUUAGAGCCGCGAGCUCUCCCUGCGGGAGGGGCACCGCCUGCGCCGGGAACCCGGGGCCGCCGAGCCCCGAGGGCCGGAAAGAUGCUGUCCGAGCAAGCCCAGAAGUGGUUCCCAACCCACGUGCAGGUCACAGUGCUCCAAGCCAAAGACCUGAAGCCGAAAGGCAGAAGUGGCACCAAUGACACAUACACUAUCAUUCAGCUGGGCAAAGAAAAGUACUCCACGUCCGUAGCCGAGAAAACCCUUGAGCCGGUCUGGAAGGAAGAGGCCUCCUUUGAGCUGCCGGGGUUACUCGUGCAGGGGAACCCAGAGAAAUACAUUCUUUUCCUCAUAGUGAUGCACAGGUCCCUGGUGGGUUUGGAUAAAUUCUUAGGCCAGGUGGCCAUCAAUCUCAAUGACAUCUUUGAGGACAAACAAAGAAGGAAAACAGAGUGGUUUAGAUUAGAAUCCAAACAAGGAAAAAGAGUCAAAAACAGGGGUGAGAUAAAGGUCAAUAUUCAAUUUAUGAGGAACAAUAUGACAGCAAGUAUGUUUGACUUAUCAAUGAAGGACAAAACAAGAUCUCCUUUUGCAAAAUUAAAAGACAAGAUGAAAGGUCGAAAAAAUGAUGGGACAUUUUCUGAUACAUCUUCUGCAAUCAUUCCAAGUACUCACAUGCCUGAUUCUAAUACCGAAUUUUCCAGUGUUGAAAUACAGAUGAAAUCCAAGCCAAAAAAGCCUUUUCUUUUGGGUCCUCAGAGACUCUCUUCUGCACAUUCAAUGUCUGAUUUAACUGCAUCCCACACAUCUGAGAAACUGAAGUCUGGCAACGUAGGUCAAACACAUCUUCUUGGUCGCCAGAUAGAUUGCUUUGGAGUAGUUCCGGAAAGCGGAAGUCUCAAGUCACCACACCGAAGAACAUUAAGCUUUGAUACUUCUAAAAUGAACCAGCCUGACAGCAUUGUGGACGGAGGUGAAUCCUCCUUUGGAAGACAGAAUGACCCAUUUGCAAACGUGACUGCUUCAUUACCCCAAAAAUUUGCAACACUGCCAAGGAAGAAAAAUCCAUUUGAAGAAAGCAGUGACUCAUGGGACAGCAGCAUGAGUUUAUUUUCAAAAUCAGUUGAAGUAAGAAAAGAAAAUAAAAGAGAGAAAAGGGAGAAAGUGAGCUUAUUCGAAAGAGUGACGGGGAAAAAAGAUAGCAGAAAAGCUGACAGACUUAACAAUGGGGGAUCUGAUAGUCCUUGUGACUUAAAAUCGCCCAGUGCAUUUACUGAAAACCGGCAGGACUAUUUUGAUUAUGAGUCAACUAAUCCGUUUACAACAAAAUUCAGGGCUUCAAAUAUAAUGCCAUCUUCAAGUUUUCAUAUGAAUCCGACAAGCAAUGAAGAUCUCAGGAAAAUCCCGAAUUUGAUUUAUAGUCCAUGUGUUUCUAAGAUGUUCUUCUGCCCCAGAAACUUGAUGCUGCAAUUUGGGGACAGUAAUCCUUUCGACGCCGCAGCAGGGUUCCGGAGCCUGACCUACGAAGAGGUGCUGCAGGAGCUGGUGAAACACAAAGAGCUGCUUCGGCGGAAGGACACCCACAUCCGGGAGCUAGAGGACUACAUUGACAACCUCCUGGUCCGAGUGAUGGAGGAGACGCCCAGCAUCCUCAGAGUGCCGUAUGAACCAUCCCGGAAAGCUGGCAAGUUCUCCAAUAGUUAAUAAGCCCAGGACACUGCAUUUCCAUUUGGAAAGAGUGCUAGAGGGAAGAAAAUAGGAAGGACAAACUUGUCACUAGAAGGGACCACACAGGUUUCAUUACAAGCACUCCCUCAUGGUAAAAAGCUGUUUCACCUGUAAAUAUCAGCAGGGACUCUGAAGAGUGACCUUGGAAGUGAACAAAAUACUCUAAACUUCUAAGGUGAAAAUAGGUCAGAGCCUUGAUGAACAGCCAUUCUCUAGGAUUCACGUGGGUGCUGGUGCUGACCCACCAAUCUGCCAUAGGCCCACAAUGUCCUUCAAGUUCAUGAGUUAUCCCUCAGGAAUAGUUUUCCUAAAGCAGAAGUGAUAUUGUGGCAAGAUUCUCACAAGUCAGUUGUAGACAUACUUAGCUUCAGGAAUACAGCUCAUUAUAGACACUACUAAAACAUCCCUAUUUUAUAUACAUGUGUAUGUACAUGAAUAUAUAUUCAUGUAUCUUUGUGUAUAAAAUACAUGCAUAUACCUCAUGUAUACAUGUGUUUUUACAAUAUUUGAAAACGUUGGUUGCCUCUAAGGUUAGGACUUUGAGAAUGUGCGCUUGCUCUGUGAAUGCAAGACAGGACAUCACUGCUAUUCUGACUCACCAUGCAGAAGCUGCUUCAAAUCACUCUUGACUGUGAAUGUCGGUUUCAGAGUGAUUCCAUCAUCACAGCUUUGCUCCUUUUCCCAGAGUGAUAGUUUAUGGGAUUUUAAUUUUUUUUCUUAUUUAUUUUUACUUUUUACUCUGGAUCCACUCUACCAUGAAAGACAUCCUAGCCCUUCUAAGGUCUCUUAGACAAGAAUGAUAAAUUUGUUUUCCAGCAGCACAAAUGUCUUUCAGUUAAUUUUUACCUAACAUUUGGCUCUUAUUUAAGGUAUAAGCAGAAGAUAAGCGAAUGCAAUUUGUUUUGUUGAAAUUCUUCAUGCCUUUAAAUCAUUAGCAAAGAAAACAUUACAAAGUUAUAUCUGAAAAUAAUUUGGGAAUAAAAAGAGGAAGGUGAUUGCCUGGCACCCAAAGCCAAACACUAGGGAUGAAGAAUUAGGCUUGGUUUCAAGUUUCAUAAAUAAUAGAACAGAUGGCUGCCUUUGGUUCUUCUUCACGACAGAAGUGAGUUUUUAGAGCAGCCCCUUGCUAGUUUCCACUCUCUAAGCCCUGUGAGCAUGGAACGAGAAGCUCCUCCUUAAAGUCCACUCCCCACAAAUAGGGACUUGCGCCAUGGAUUAGCAAAAUGGAUUUUUACAAAAUGAUCCUGAAAUUUAAGUUGAACACAACAAUAAAAAAAUGCUAGUAAUCUUCUGCUUAUUUUUCACCUUUAGAAACCUAGUAUACUUCCUAUGAAACACAGUGUAUCUGUCUUUCUAAUGUGAAAGGAGAGGAUCAUCUCCCUGAGAGGCCUGCGUUGAGUUUUAUACUCUAGUGGCUCUCUAGAAAGAUUUCACUGUAAGUUAAAUCAAAAGCAGAUAGCUUUAUUUAUCUGAAUAUUUUAAAUGAAAGAGUAUCGACCAAGCUUAUAUUCAUAAACUGCAUGUGCUUGUUACUUGUAUUUUGUGUUUCUUUAUAGUUUUCCUGUGAGAACAUGUAUUUUGAAGGUUUUUUUUGAAAUUUUUUCCCUAAAUACAGUAAAUUAAAUAUCCUGAAAUUAAAUGGAGAAGGAAAAAUGCCUUUGUCAGUUUUUCUCUCCAUGCAAAAUUCAAGUUCUGUAAUAAAGCUGAAAAUCUAGUGUAGGGUUUUAUUUUUCCAUCUGUGGUCUUAUUAAUUACUAUUUUUUAACCUGGUGCCAUUUUAAAUUAACAUUAUUAAGUGUUAUACAAUUCUUAGCAUUUUUUUCUGAUAGUAUUAUUGAAAAUAUUCUUAAACUUCAAAACACCACAGUGCACAUGUUUUCAGUAUUAGGCAAGAUAGCGUAAUGAGCUUCAGCCAGACUCAUUCUUCUAGAGUGAGCAAGAUGUCAGUUUCAUACGGAAUAUGUUUGCCUUAAAUAAAGCUCAUUAAAAAGUAUGCUUUUCUUUUUUAUGAGAGAAUAUAUUUUUAAGGAGCAUUUCUUUUGCCUCUGU